AUGGCUGCUUCACAACAUGGGACCACUCUCAUCCUCACCCCCCAAGGGCUUGCUGAAUCUGACUCUGACUUCUAUAAACCCCCCAAGUAUAAGUCACCUCCCUACAAGAAACCACCAUACAAGAAACCACCAGUGUAUAAGCCACCAGUGUACAAGCCCAAACCAAAGCCAUACAAGCCACCUUAUGGUAAGCACCCACCAGUUGAAGAAAACGACCACUUCUAA
This is a messenger RNA of Sphenostylis stenocarpa, 225 nucleotides long. Lineage: Eukaryota; Viridiplantae; Streptophyta; Magnoliopsida; Fabales; Fabaceae. The record is from the annotation of a GenBank genome assembly.